AUGAACCCGAGAGAGUACCCGAAGACAAGGCAUCCGAUGCACACAAAGAAGUUGUCCGACACUUCCGGCAGCCCCUCCAUCAAGGGCAGUGAUGCCAUCUCACCUCCGACAGCACAUCCGAAGGCUGGAGAAAACUCGUUGUACCGCGUCAAUCCGGGAUACAAUGUCAUCCUAUCUCUGUCCAUUCGGCAGCAACCUCACUUCGACGUAUUUAAAACUGCCUACUCCUACAAGUUGACAGUCAUUAAUCUCGAGAAGUGCCUUCGCUUGGGCACAUGA
This is a messenger RNA of Dibothriocephalus latus, 279 nucleotides long. The record is from the annotation of a GenBank genome assembly. NCBI's taxonomy places the organism in Eukaryota, Metazoa, Platyhelminthes, Cestoda, Diphyllobothriidea, Diphyllobothriidae.